UGUUUUGAACUGUUCCACAACACAACUAAAAAUUGUAGAUAAAUAUUAUUCCAGCGGAUUCAUAGUCAAUUUUUUGGAAGUCAAAAUAUGUCCGAAGCUGCAAAGAAAAAUGGUAAGCAAAGCGAUGAUAAAACUGUAGACGGGGGAAAUCAGACAUCAGAUGUGGAAACGCAGUUGCAGGCCGAGGCCACUGAUGAUGAUGAUGAUGAUGAUGCAGAGCCAGCUGCUGCUGCUGGUGCUGCGGAUGGUGCUACUACUUCCGCUGCUGCUGCUGCUGCUCCGGCUGAUCGUGGCAAGGUCAGAAAGAAGCGAAGAGCUGGCAAAACCUUAACGCCGAGCGUCAUUUGUCGCAUCUGCAAGAUGCCCUCGUCGACCUACCGCAAGCCGGCUGGCGACAGCUCCGCUGAGGUGAUGUACACCAAUUCGGAAUUCACUUCAUUUUGUGAGUCCGAAAUUGGCGACAUUUUGCCGUCGACAUCGGUGAAACCCCAACGCAAACGGACAAUUGCCAAAAAGCAGACAAAAACCCUGAAAAAGAAGCGCAAAACUAAACGUUCGAUGAUGAAAUCGGUUCUAAGUUUGUGUCCAACUGAGGAUAUUUGUGGCAUAAAAAGUACACAAAGGAAGAUGACGACGAAGAAGAAGAAGAGCAAAGUAUCGAGAAAGUGCCUCUGCACCGAGGUGAAUGGCAACAUAUUCAAACUGAUGGACUUUCCACUUGGCGUCAACGAUGAGCAAUCCAUGAGGCGUUACAUCCGUCAACUGCCCACAUUCGCCAUUCGGCGUGCUUUCAAAAGCUCCAAAUAUUGUAAUUAAUUCUAUAAACAAAUAAAAAUACAAAUUGUGUGCUCAAAUGAGGACAAAGAGCUUUUCAGAUAAGAACACAUUUAAA
Messenger RNA from Drosophila grimshawi, 892 nucleotides. RefSeq lists its product as uncharacterized. Bases 88 to 816 code for a protein of 242 amino acids. The record is from RefSeq and is a predicted model, not a curated record. The transcript is spliced from 2 exons. Lineage: Eukaryota; Metazoa; Arthropoda; Insecta; Diptera; Drosophilidae.